Messenger RNA from Selaginella moellendorffii, 689 nucleotides. Its product is annotated as photosystem I subunit O-like. The coding region runs from base 137 to 595 and encodes 152 amino acids. The transcript is spliced from 4 exons. The record is from RefSeq and is a predicted model, not a curated record. Lineage: Eukaryota; Viridiplantae; Streptophyta; Lycopodiopsida; Selaginellales; Selaginellaceae.
GCGCUGAUGUGGCGCUUAUCCAGACGAGAGAAAGGUGUCGCUGGCCAGUGUGCGCUUGCCACGCGUCGGGGCCAAUCUCUCUGGAAGAAGUUCUACUCUCCAAAGUUUUUUGAGUUUGUCGCAGAACUAUAGUGCCAUGGCCGCUGCUACUACCAGUGCUGCUGCCACAUUGUCCACUCCAGUCGCUGGCCUAGGUGGAUCUUCACUCAAAGCAGUGAAGAGAUCUUCAUCCUCGAGAGUUCAUCUUACUUCAGCAUUCGUCCACAAUGCCAAUGCCUCCGCGAAUGCUCUUCGACUGAAGCCCUGCAUGUCUCGUGUUACAUGCUUUCGUGGAGACUGGUUGCGUACCGAUCUCUCAGUGAUUGGAUUUGGAUUGAUCGGGUGGCUAGCACCAUCGAGCAUCCCUGCCAUCAACGGCGAUAGCCUGACUGGCCUGUUUUUCGGUAGCAUUGGUCCCGAGCUUGCUCACUGGCCUACAGGCCCAGCUCUAACCUCGCCAUUCUGGUUGUGGAUGAUCUUGUGGCAUCUGGGACUAUUCAUCACGCUCACUUUCGGCCAGAUUGGAUUCAAGGGAAGAGCCGAUGGCUACUGGUAAGAACUUUUGUGUGUUUCAUAGCAGCAUACCAGGCAGCCUGUACGAAAAAACCUCAAAGAACGCAAAGCUGGUGAAUGAUUCAAGCUUUUGUAUA